Molecule: messenger RNA, 3640 nt
Organism: Clarias gariepinus (North African catfish)
Lineage: Eukaryota; Metazoa; Chordata; Actinopteri; Siluriformes; Clariidae
Gene: gnb1b
Product: guanine nucleotide binding protein (G protein), beta polypeptide 1b
Exons: 10
Coding region: 450-1472 (340 amino acids)
Biological process (GO): G protein-coupled receptor signaling pathway
Cellular component (GO): heterotrimeric G-protein complex; cytoplasm
Molecular function (GO): signaling receptor complex adaptor activity; protein binding
Source: RefSeq, a predicted model, not a curated record
CCGGACUGCAGGGUCACCGCGCCCAUCUCUGUUCUCUGAUGGCCGGAUGAGAAGUGCAACUGGAGAAAAGUGUUCCUUGAAGGAAAAGCAACGGGAAGUGGCGGCCGUCGGACUCGCAUUCUGAAUCAAAUUUGUCCCACGGACUUAAAUGAGAAAGAACCGACGCCGCAUUUGAGAUAUCUGGUUGAGAGUUUUCCCAACGCGGCGUUUAAUCCUCGCCUUCUGCAUCGAAUUAUUUGAAAGCUGAACUCAUUAGUGAAGCGCCGCUCCUCCGACUGAGGCUAGUUAGCUUAGCGAGCUAGCUCGUUCUUGUUCGUUGAUGCGUGGAUUUGACAGAAACACGGUGUUUUCUUUCGGUCAAUGCCAUAUAAAGCACGGCCAACUACGACUGAAUACAGAUCCACGUGUGUCCCGGCAGUAGGAGCGAGGAAGAGCUUUAGAAGAAGAAAAUGAGUGAACUGGAUCAGUUACGUCAGGAGGCUGAGCAGCUGAAAAACCAGAUCAGAGAUGCGAGGAAAGCCUGCGCAGAUGCUACACUUUCACAGAUAACAGCCAACAUCGACCCUGUGGGGCGAAUUCAGAUGCGCACAAGGCGAACACUGAGGGGACAUCUGGCCAAGAUCUACGCUAUGCACUGGGGCUCUGACUCCAGGCUGUUGGUCAGUGCAUCCCAGGAUGGAAAACUCAUUAUUUGGGACAGUUAUACUACAAACAAGGUCCAUGCUAUCCCACUGCGUUCAUCCUGGGUGAUGACAUGUGCCUACGCUCCCUCAGGGAACUACGUGGCCUGUGGAGGCCUAGAUAACAUUUGCUCCAUCUACAGCCUGAAGACUCGCGAAGGCAACGUGCGCGUCAGCCGUGAACUGGCUGGACACACAGGAUAUCUGUCCUGCUGCCGCUUUCUUGAUGACAACCAGAUUGUUACAAGUUCUGGUGACACCACCUGUGCUCUCUGGGAUAUAGAGACUGGUCAGCAGACAACCACUUUCACAGGUCACACUGGAGAUGUAAUGAGCCUGUCCCUGGCUCCGGAUUUGAGAACCUUUGUGUCUGGAGCGUGCGAUGCUUCAGCUAAGCUGUGGGACGUGCGCGAGGGCAUGUGCAGACAGACCUUUACUGGCCAUGAGUCUGACAUUAAUGCCAUUUGUUUCUUCCCUAAUGGCAACGCAUUUGCCACUGGCUCCGAUGAUGCCACUUGCCGGCUAUUUGACCUGCGCGCAGAUCAGGAGCUGAUGGUUUACUCCCACGACAACAUCAUUUGUGGCAUCACCUCAGUGGCUUUCUCCAAGAGCGGCCGUUUGCUGCUCGCUGGUUAUGAUGACUUCAACUGCAACGUUUGGGACAGCCUAAAGGCCGACCGUGCAGGUGUGUUGGCUGGCCAUGACAACCGUGUGAGCUGUCUCGGUGUGACUGAUGAUGGCAUGGCUGUUGCUACAGGGUCAUGGGACAGCUUCCUCAAGAUCUGGAACUGAUCUCAGAAGGUGCUUUCUACACAACAUGUCCGACACAAUGUCAUUUGAACUCCAAAGUUGACUGGAAGACCAUUCCAACUUUAGAAUGUUAAAUAUCACAGCAUCGUCAACGACAACAAAACUGACUCAGACACCACCACGAAAAGAAAAAAAGAAAAAAAAAAAAACUUCUUAGGAAAACCAAUGCCUUUCCUACACAAAGAAGAGCACAAUUUGUUCUAUCACCCACUUAAAAAAAAAAGAAGAAUUCCUGUGGUAUCAAAAGAAUAACUUUGUGCAUUCCCUUUCAGACCAUUCUGUGUCAGCCUGACAAACACUAUCAUCCCAUGCUAAUGUAUCAUGUGUCUAGAAAGCAAAUGUUGGAGUGUAAUUGUACAAAUUAUUUAACUUUUAUUUCUUUUUAGUCUUUUAUCGGGCUCUGUUAUUCUUGGAUCUUUUUUUUUCCUUCAUAACAUUCUUUUUAGAUAUGCUCCAGUCUAAAAAACAAACCCUUUUAAUCCUGUAAAAUCGUGGGUGAACGAAAAUAAAAAAUAAGACCUGUAAAAGGCUAAGAUUAGACAUGGAAGGAAUAGCAGCCUUUUCUUUCCUGAAGAUUUUUUAUUAUAAUUUUUUUUUUUAAUGGUGCACUAGAUUGCCCUAAUGUGUGUGUGCGUGUGCGCACGCGUGUGUGUGUGUUGGAGGUGUGCGAGUGUGUGUAAGUAGUCUUCAUGAGCGUGACUUUAGAUGCCAUAAGAGGAAAAAAAAAAUCUCACUUGUCAAGUCAUGAUUCAUUGUCUUGGGCAACAAAGUUGUAGACCCAAGCAGCUUUCAACUCUUUAACUCUUCAUCUUGUUCAAGGGUUGCUGAGCUGUCAGCGAUUACUGGGUAAUAAGAACAGCCUUAGUUUUCUAAAAAUGUAAUAAUCUGUGCAUUAGUUAACUUUUGAUGUGAAUAACGGUCCUUUGUCCUUGAAGAGAAAAGAAAACGCCAUAAAUCCGCCAUAUCUUUUAAGUCUUUUUCCAUUUCUAAGUCUGAGGUACUCGCGUCAUUUAUCUCAAAAUGGCUGCUUGUAAAUACGAGUAUCUGACUUGCACGCGAAUGCAGCAUUAUAUCUUAGCUCCUUUUCUUUCCAGUCUUGUCAGCUUCGUUUGCACAAUAAGAAACUUGACUAAUGUUUUACGCGUUAACUAACCAAGCACAUGCCAUUAAUCGCGUCAAGAGUGAAUUUUAACAAAUAUAAGAAAAAAAAUUCAACCCAGUCCUAUCUUUUACAAGGGUUCAUAAGUUGAACUAACCUCAAAGCUUCUCUUCUGGUUUUACUUUUUGUAUUGGAGUUACUUUGUGCGUUUGUGACUCUUCAGUCCAGGGAUGGUCUAUUAUUGAUGGGGUUAAGCUCGUAGGGCAGGAGACUUUUUAUUUUAAUUCUCUCUCUCUUUCUCUCUCUCUCUCUCUCCUCUUAAAUCCAGUUUCUAAAAACAGAUAUCCCUUUUUGUGCUUGAAAAAUACAGGUAAUAAUCUGUGAAUGAAAUGUUGUACAAAUCAAUGUCUGAAAAUAAUUCUUAAAACUUUAAACUUUUAUUUCAUCUGCCAUGAAGUAACCUAGUCGCAUGCUGUAGAAAUGCUUAAGCAGGUGCUUGUUUCUUUUUGAUCUACUGAUCUCUGCUACGAUGGUAAAAUGUGGUAAGACCUUGUAACAGCUGAAGCUUAAUUCCAGUCAUUUCUCCCACACCGUGUACACGUCGUUUACUUUUACUGGCAAAGCUAUGCACCCAGGUGUAAAACUGAACGAGACCUACUCGUUUCCUGUAGAAUUCCUCUGUCCCUGUGCUCCAGUAAUGAACACCCCCCCCCCUCUCCCCCCCAAUGUAAACGGUUACCAGGACAUCUGUUUUACCUUUUUUUUUUUUUUUUUUGCUGAACUUCAAGUUAAAAGAGGAAUGGGUCCAAAUAAAGUCUGUUCUGGCUUCAUGUAUCUAGAAAAUGGCAUCUGAAAUGGCAGACCCCCUUUCCCCGACCCCUUUCAAACUACCACUGUAAACAGAUGCACUUUCUUUCAUAGUUGUGACUUUUUUUUAUUUUUUUUCUCUUUCUCUCUCUCUGCGAUAAUGUACAAUAAUUGUGAUGUAUUUGUGUGUGCUGCCACCAGUAAAGAUUAAUUGCAGUUCAAUUAAAAUGGAUUCCCCACCUUA